AUGGACCGGCACCCGAAUAUUAUCACUGCAAACAUCAAUGCCAUGGCUAGUAAUAAAUCGGCCUCAAUACGGCCAACUUGUCAUGAUACUGGGCAAUCAUAUUCCGUCUCCACAGAUGCCACCAAUACGUCAGAGGCAAGAUCUAGAAUCCCCAAAGCCUGCGAAAAUUGUCGCAAGAGAAAAAGAAAAUGUGAUGGAGCAUCCCCGUGCUCAUGGUGUUGUAAGAAAGAUCUCGAAUGCAUCUUCGUGCUAGAAAGACCCAAGAGGAAGAAACAAGGUUCCGAGCUUGUAUCCGAUCUAGAGGAUCAAGUGCUCGCUUUGAAAGAUUACGCCCGGAAACUUGAAGCUGCGUGCGGGCAUGCCAAUCUUGAGACAUUAGAUUCAUCAUACCUGACCGGGACUAAUUUGGGCCAAGAUGGUGCUGAACCUGAAAAGGCUUCGGGUAUGAUGACCCAUGAGAGUCACAACAGCGAGAUCGGCCAUGCUGAUGUCAGCCACUUUUCCGCUAUCAAUGACGUUAGCUCCAUGAUGUGGCGGAUGUCCAUACAUGACAGUGGUGAAACAUCUUUUCUCGGUCCCUCAGGAAGCUUUUGUUUUCCUUCAACACGUCAUGGUAGCGAGGGUAUCAUCAAGGGCAAGACAAAUGACGUUUAUAGUACCAACCCUCCUAGCAAUACUGACUAUGCAAUGUUGACAGCGAAAACACCAGAGAUCGAAGACAGCACUCUAUAUCUACUUGGUCUAUUCCGACAACAUAUUAACCCUAUUCACCAGUUCGUACCUUACCACGUCCUUGACACAAUGGAGUCAAAACAGAUCAGUCUCGAUCUUGAGCUUUUACAGAUGUCGGUCUUGGCAGCAGCGAGUCUCCUCAUGGAUGACGCAAAGACACAGAAACUGGGCCAGGAGUAUGCUGAUCGGGCUGAGGUUAUUGUUAUGCGUUGCUGCCGAGAAUUUCCAAAUGUUUCAACGGCGCAGUCAUUAUCAAUCCUCAGCUGGCGCGAGCUAGGACUAGAAAAUGAGAACAAUGCGUGGUUGUACAACUCUAUGGCAGCCAGUCUCGUUGUUCAACUUGGACUUCAUGUCAGUUCCUUCCAAGGUGUCAUGCAGAUGCCAGUCGCAAAUCAAAAUGAUGAUGCCAGCGGCUUGGAGACUGAGAAGAACCAUAUCAGAAUCCAGACAUUCUGGUCUAAUUUUCUGAUGGACAGUUACUCUUUCGAAUUUGGCGAACUUCAAUCAGCUGAGCGACACCGACUCCUAUUGGAAGCCCGCGACCACCAUAGCAGUUUCUUCAGUCAGCUCACAGAUGACCUUGAGCUUAAAAAGAACAAUAUAGAUUGCAAAGUGAUUCUACUACACAUGGUCUAUCACAUGUCUUUACUGCUGAUUCACAGGCCGUACCUGAAGGAGCCAAAAGAAAGCGCAAUUCAUCGUCUCUCUGUCAGAACGACCAUUGCCGCAUCACACGCACUAGUAAAGUUAAUCCGACAGUACGACAAGGACGGAAGUCUAGAGCAUGCACCAUUCUUCUCGGUGCAUUGCAUACUUACAGCAGCGGUGAGCCUACUGUUAAACGCAACAGCGACUGAUUCUUCCAUUCGCAACCAGUCAGUUUAUCGAUUUCGCGUCUGCGUAACUGCGCUAGAAGCGAUGCAGAAAAGAUGGCCACGAGCUAAGCGAGGUUUGGUCCUCCUAAGGGAGCUCGCUUAUAGAUGGAAGGCCGUUUCUGCCCUACCGCUUCGACACAGCGUUCCUCCUCAUCUCGAAGCAAUCGACAUGAAGCAUCAAGAACCACAGGAUCCUGGUUUGAAUGCUCAAGAAGUUCUCACUGACGGGAGGGUCAAUCAAGGAGACAAGAAUGAGUCGCAGCUCGACUGGGGUGUGCUAUUUUUCAACCUUGACGAACCUUUAGACUUGGUCUCGGUUGAUUUGUCAACACCCACUGCAGAGUGGUUAUUUCCAGAACCCAAUGAUGGUGAAGCCUCUGGAAAAUUUGGGGAUGGUAAACUAAGCGAUGCUUCACAAGAUUAA
Fusarium venenatum is the source of this 2031-nucleotide messenger RNA. NCBI's taxonomy places the organism in Eukaryota, Fungi, Ascomycota, Sordariomycetes, Hypocreales, Nectriaceae. The record is from RefSeq and is a predicted model, not a curated record.